AUGUCGAGCGGCAGUGAGGAUGAGGACGAGCUCCUCCAGAUGGCUCUCAAGGAGCAAUCUCAGAGAGAUGUGAAUUAUCAGAAGGCAGCCUCGAAUCGGAGACCCGUUGCGAAUUACGUCCAAGCCCCUCCGCCUCCUCCCAACAAGAAGCCUCCGGCGCAGCAGCAGAAGCGGCGCGUGGUUGACGAGGACGACGAAUCCGAUGUCGAUAUGCUGAGCAUAUCCAGCGGCGAUGAGGACUCCACCUCCCGAGAUCAGCAACGCGUGCGCUUCCGCGGCUCUUCUGGUGCUUCCCGACCCAAAGACGACGACGCUGCUCCCUGGGACGGCGACGAGCCCGGUUGCUGGAAGCACGUCGACGAGGCCGAGCUUGCUCGCAGGGUUCGUGGAAUGCGAGAGACGAGAGCAGCGCCGGUGGCCAUUAAAGUUGAGCGUAAAGUGUCUUCUAAUGCAGUUUUGGCCAGGAAGGGACUAAGCACAUUGCAGUCCUUCCCUCGUGGCAUGGAGUGCAUUGAUCCCCUCGGCCUCGGCAUUAUAGAUAACAAAACUUUAAGACUCAUAACCGAAUCCUCCGACUAUUCUCCAACCAAGGAUGACAAAUUGGAUAACACCCUUCGUGAGAAGUUGUUGUAUUUCUCUGAGAAAUUUGAUGCCAAGCUCUUCAUCUCCCGGAUACACCAAGUAACAAGUGCAGCUGAUUUGGAGGCUGGUGCUCUCGCUCUUAAAAGUGAUCUUAUAGGACGCACUCAGCAGAGAAAGCAAUUGGUCAAAGACAAUUUUGACUGCUUCGUCUCUUGCAAAACCACAAUUGAUGAUAUCGAGUCAAAAUUAAAACGGAUUGAAGAAGAUCCUGAAGGUUCAGGGACUGCUCAUUUGUUCAAAUGUAUGGAAGGAGUCAGUUCAUUGGCUAAUCGUGCUUUCCAGCAUCUGUUCGAGAGACAGGCCGAGGCUGAAAAGAUUAGGUCAGUCCAGGGAAUGCUCCAGAGGUUCCGAACGCUAUUCAACUUGCCCAGUACAAUUCGUGGUAGCAUAAGCAAGGGUGAAUAUGACUUGGCUGUUAGGGAAUACAAGAAGGCGAAGUCAAUUGCUCUCCCUUCUCAUGUGGGAAUACUCAAACGUGUUCUUGAAGAGGUUGAAAAAGUGAUGCAUGAGUUUAAAGGCACUCUAUACAAGUCUAUGGAAGAUCCACAAAUAGAUCUAACCAAUCUUGAAAAUACAGUAAGACUGCUGUUGGAGCUGGAGCCUGAGUCAGAUCCUGUUUGGCAUUAUUUAAACAUACAGAAUAACAGAAUUCGAGGUUUGCUUGAAAAGUGCACAUUAGAUCAUGAAGCUAGAAUGGAGACUCUACAUAAUGUUUUACGUGAAAGGGCUCUGUUUGAUGCAAGGUGGAAGCAGAUUCAACAAGAUACUAAUCAUUCUUCAGACGCUGUUACUUCUGAAAACAACAAUCUUCUGGUUGAUUCUGUGGCGGUCGACUUGACUGGUGAAGAAGUUGAUGCUCUCAGAGGGAGGUAUAUUCGUAGAUUGACUGCUGUACUUACACAUCACAUACCAGCAUUCUGGAAAGUUGCACUUUCUGUUUUCAGCGGAAAAUUCACAAAGUCAUCCCAAGUUUCUUCGGAAUCAAAUGCUACUACUCCAGCAAAUAAAUCUGAGGAAAAAGUUGGAGAUGGGAAAUACUCUACUCAUUCACUUGAAGAAGUUUCUGUAAUGAUACGCAAUACUAUAACAGCAUAUGAAGUGAAGGUUUGCAAUACCUUUCGUGAUCUUGAAGAAUCAAAUAUUCUGCAACCAUAUAUGAGUGAUGCAAUAAUUGAAAUAUCCAAAGCUUGUGAAGCCUUUGAAGCGAAGGAAUCAUCUCCAUCUAUUGCUGUAAUUGCAACUCGAGCACUUCAGUCCGAGAUUACAAAGAUCUACAUCCUAAGGCUUUGCUCAUGGAUGCGGGCAUCAACGGUGGAGAUUUCAAAAGAUGAGGCAUGGGUUCCAGUUUCAGUUCUUGAAAGGAAUAAAUCUCCCUAUACAAUAUCUUACUUGCCGCUAGCUUUCCGUAGUGUUAUGACCUCAGCAAUGGAUCAGAUCAAAUUGAUGAUUCAGAGAUUAAGGAGUGAGGCAACGAGGUCAGAGGAUAUGUUUGCGCAACUCCAAGACAUACAAGAAUCUGUCAGACUUGCAUUCUUGAACUGUAUUUUAGAUUUUGCAGGUCACCUGGAGCGUAUAGGUAGUGAGCUUGCUCAAAACAGAUCAGGCAAAGGAAGCUCACAUGUAGAAAAUGGAUAUCCACAGAACUUGGAAGAGAAUCUAAUAUUUGAUCUCAGGGGAAGUGUCGUGGGUCCACAUCAAAAGUUGUUAAUAGUCUUAAGUAAUAUUGGCUAUUGCAAAGACGAGCUUUCUUAUGAGCUGUACAACAACUACAAACAUAUCUGGCUACAGUCGAGGGAAAGAGAGGAAGAGGAUAGUGACGUACAAGAUUUAGUGAUGUCUUUUUCUGGGCUGGAAGAGAACGUUCUUGAACAGUAUACAUUUGCUAAGGCGAAUUUGAUUAGAACAGCUGCUUCGAACUAUUUCUUAGAUUCUGGUGUUCAAUGGGGAGCAGCACCUGCUGUAAAAGGUGUACGUGAUGCUGCUGUUGAGUUGCUGCACACUUUGGUAGCUGUACAUGCAGAGGUUUUUUCUGGGGCUAAGCCUCUUCUGGACAGGACACUUGGCAUUCUUGUAGAAGGUCUGAUUGAUACUUUUAUCAGCCUGGUCCACGAAAACAGUACAAAAGAGCUUAGGUCCCUUGACGCGAAUGGUUUCUGCCAGCUCAUGCUUGAGCUUGAAUAUUUCGAGACGAUUUUAAAUCCAUAUUUUACACCUGAUGCAAGAGAGGCUCUGAAGUCUUUACAAGGUCUGCUUCUGAAUAAAGCAACUGAAACUGUGACUGAAAAUGUGGAGAAUCCAGGGCACAACCGGCGAGCGACGCGUGGGAGUGAAGAUGCAGUUACAGAUGAUAAACCGCCAGGGAUGACUAUGUCACCAGAUGAUCUGAUUGCUCAUGCCCAGCAGUAUAGCUCUGAGUUACUUCAAGCAGAGCUUGAGAGGACUCACAUCAAUACAGCAUGCUUUGUUGAGUCAAUUCCAUUGGACUCAGCACCAGAAUCAGCCAAACGCGCUUAUGCUUCCUUUAGGGGGUCACUGGAUUCUCCCAGUAGAAACUAUAGAGGCACACAAGGAACAGCAUCUCCAAGCUACGCCAGGAAUAGGCGUCGAUGAAGUUGUCGAUGAAUUUGCUAGUUUUCUGCUGUAGUUAUUUAACCUACUGAAGCAUAUUGUUUCUAUUCUCUUCGUUGACCUCAGAGUUUCUUGUGUGGCCUGUCCUUGAACUACAAAGUUGUAUAUUUUUGCUAUUUGGUUAAUGUCACUAAUGCUUGUUUCUUAUCUUGACCGUUUGUGCUCCCCCAAAAGAUUGGAGGUGUAAAGCCGGAUGGAGCCUCAGAUUUUGAGUUGAUCAGACGGAUGCUCAGGGUUUACAAUAUUUGGCUUACUAGGUGGAUAUGAUUUGGAAG
Molecule: messenger RNA, 3545 nt
Organism: Fragaria vesca subsp. vesca
Lineage: Eukaryota; Viridiplantae; Streptophyta; Magnoliopsida; Rosales; Rosaceae
Product: exocyst complex component 2-like
Exons: 21
Coding region: 1-3252 (1083 amino acids)
Biological process (GO): exocytosis; Golgi to plasma membrane transport
Cellular component (GO): exocyst
Source: RefSeq, a predicted model, not a curated record